Messenger RNA from Lathyrus sativus (Indian pea), 636 nucleotides. Lineage: Eukaryota; Viridiplantae; Streptophyta; Magnoliopsida; Fabales; Fabaceae. The record is from the annotation of a GenBank genome assembly.
AUGGCACCGCAUUCGGAAAAAUCGCAGAAGAAUAAGAGCAACGACAAGCCUAAAAUCGAUAAAGCUUCUAAGAAAAUAUCCAAACCAAAACGGGAACAAAACGGCGCCUCCGUGAAGUCAGAAUCACUCGCAUUGCAGCUCGAAGACGAGGUUCCCGACUUUCCCCGAGGUGGAGAAUUUUCUAUGAAGCGAAGUAGUAAUAAUUACGAGAAGUUUGGCGAUGAAGAUCCAUCUAAGAAUUUGUGGAAGAAUAAGAAGAAGAAAAAAGUGUUUAGUAAGAGUGAAGACGCUGAAAGUGAUUUUGGCUUGCUUUUCGGUGCUGGUAUCACUGGAAAAUUGUCACGGCAUGUGAAUAGAGUUACUCUCAAAUAUUUAACUCCUGGAAUGAAGCUGUGGGGAGUUGUCGCUGAAGUAAAUAAUAAAGAUCUUGCAGUUAGUUUACCAGGGGGUUUACGUGGUAUUGUUAAUGCUUCAAAUGCACUAGAUCCUAUUUUGAAUGACAAAACCGAGAUUGGAGAAAGUUUUCUUUCUAGUAUAUUUUCUGUUGGCCAGCUAGUUUCUUGCAUUGUGCUUAGAUUGGAUGAUGACAAGAAAGAGAAAGGACACAGACUAUGUUUUAUGUUUGACAGGUUCUAA